AACAUGUCAAAAUCAGCUGGCCAAGUUGUGCAAAAACAAAAGCCCAGUCAAAACAUUUGCCAUGGAUUUGGAAGCGCAAUUCUUGAGUUUAUCGACGAAAUUCCUGUUCAUCAACUGCGGUGGCCAGUCCAGCGAGUACCGGAACGAGCUGAACACACUUCUGAACGAGUUGAAUGGGCUGGAUUACAAAAAUCAGCAGAUUGCCGACGUUAGGGCACCGAUCCGAUUGGUGGAGUCCUUCGUGAACAUUCCCACCAGCGAGGACACGUUGAUCGUGAAGGCUUGCUGUCUGACCAAGACGCUCAUCAGCCGGCAGAAAAUAACCCUACCGGCAAAUGUGGCCGCGGUGCAAAUCGGUUGGCUGCUCAAAUGCUUGGAAAGGUGCUUCUAUCAGGUCAUUUGCGAAGUUCUGGGCACUUUGCAGAUCCUGAUGAAACACUGCGGCGAACAUGUGGCCAUGUUUGCCGAAUUCCUGGUUUCGAGUAAUGGGAUGCUGGUGAAUCUGCUUGCGGAUCCCGACUAUCGCAAGGUGGAACGUGGUGGCAGGACAUACGACAGGAGUUCCCCGGAAGAGAUCCACUUGGCGACGGUGCAGUGCAUGGAAGCGUUUCUGGUCGCUGCCGAAGGAAAUGUGGCCAUGGAGAAGUAUCUUCCUGUGAUUGGCGAUUCGGUGGUGUCUUUGGCAUUUAGGGCCAAAAGCGAUUGGCUUCCGGAGGCUUCGUUCUACAGUUUGAUGAUCUCGGCUUUGAACUGUUUGAGGCUGGUAUCGAUCCAACAGGAGGACUGGCUGCGUGAACAUCUUGGCCAGUUGCUGGGGGUGUCCAAAGCGUACAUGAUGUUCGGAAUUCCCGGGAUAAAUCAACCUAUGGCACAGAGGAUUAUGGUAUCGCAGCAAGGUGUUCCGGAGCCACAGCACAUUCCCAUCAACAAGGGAGGAAAGGUUCCGAAAACGAGGAAGACUCGGACCAUCGCCAAAGGGAAAGGUGGCAAGAGCGAUGCUAAGAAGGGAACAGCUGCGAAGACUGGAUCCACUUGGGACGAGAAUAGCCGUCAUCCCUACUCGGAGAAGUCGUUCGAUUUGGACAGUUCAACCUUUACAACAACCGCCCACGCUGCCUAUCGUACCAGUGAUUCGGAUUUCUCCGAAAGUGAAUCCUCUCGGGCUCAAAUUGACCGGCACAAGCUGUCCAAGUUGCGAUUGACCGCUCUCACCCUCGUCAGCACAAUUGCUCAAACCGUAGAGAAGAAAGUAAUGUUCGGAUAUUGGCACGCCCUAUUUCCGGACGAAAGCCGAACGCCUGCCACGGUAUCGCUACUAAAUUGUGUCCUUAAAGAUCCCUCGCCAAAAUGCAGAAUAGCAGCCAUUCAGGCAAUAUCCUUUAUGGUUUACAAAUCGAAACCGUUCCUAAUUCAAGCGGAAAGUGGCAAGAAAGCGUCCGUUUCCUUUACCCCGUUCUCGGUUGCUCUCGGGAACAUGAUCACCGAAAUGUACGAGAUGAUUACUCAAGCUCUGGCGGACGAAAGCGACUAUUCCGUGCUCACGCAGAUACUGAAAUGCCUAACAGUGUUCAUCCAGGCCACGCCGUUCCAUCGCCUGAAACGUGGAAUCGUAACCAAAUUCGUCCGGUUCGUUCGAAUACUGACCAGACACAAAGAUCCCACGAUCAAGGUCGGAGCUCUGAUGGUGAUGGGAUUUCUCAUAUCCGUCAGUGAGAUGACACCGGAAAUAGCCGACAUUGUUGGGAUCCCCAAAACGGAAAUCACCAACAAGAGCAGUGAAACCAGGAAGAAGAACACCACCGAAGCACUGAGUGUUCAGUUCGACGAUGAAGAGGAAGAACUGAUGCAAUCCGACGAAGAGCUCGAAUCUGCUGUCCAAACACCGGACGCCCCAGAAGGUGAAGCUUCAUCGUCGAGCGGUCCCAAGAUGUCCUGGCUGCUGCAGAUAGCGUUGGAAAAUCUUGGAGUGACCAUCAACCAGUACAAGGUGGCCACACCGUCGGUGGUCAUGCCCGUCCGGAUGGAGUGCCUUCAGGUGCUGUCGGCGAUGGCGUCCCACUAUUCGCUGCUGGCCGACCAUCUUCUGCUGGUGGCUGCUGCGCUUAAAAAUUCCUUCAACGACGCCAUCCCGGAGAUCAAGCUGUACGCCGGGCGGGUGCUGGAUUUGAUCGGGCAUGCCAUCAAUACGUCGCUGCUGGUGAAAGUAACAAUCGACCCGGAUGAACUGAACACCUCCGUGGACUUCUGGGUGACCAUGCUACCGAUCGUUACCGAGCAGAUUCAGGACAUCCAACAGAACGCCUCGCUGCGGGGUAUCUGCUGCGACGCCCUCGGCAAUCUGGGAGUGCACGUGUUCGAGAAGCUUCCGCGUGACAGGCAGAUCGUCCUCGUAUCCCUCCUGACCGGGUGUACCUUCGACGAGGACAGUGGCGUAAGUUCGGCUGCGGUUCGCGCCCUUUCGGUGUACAUUCUGUUUCCCUCGCUUCGGGACAACAUCUGCUACAUUGAGAACACAAUAGAAGCGAUAUUGAGGAUCAUGAAGGAUCCGAAUGUGGCUGCGCGGGUGAAGGCCAGUUGGUCACUUGGAAACAUUACGGAUGCGUUGGUGUUGAAUAGCAGCGAUCCUAGCGUGGAGAAGGUGAGUGAUGCUAUGAUGAAGGCGAUCUUGGAAGCGGCAAUUGUGGCCGCUGGGGACAACGAUAAGGUCCGCUGUAACUCGGUACGUACGGUAGGGAAUAUGCUACGAAUGUUGAAGGUAGAACAUUUCUCGCAAUCGGUUUGGUUGGAGUUGUGCCAGAAGUCGGUGGAGAAGCUAGUCCAGAAUAUUCUAAGUUCAAACAAUGUGAAAGUUAAGUGGAACGCGUGCUACGCGAUCGGGAAUGUGAUGCGAAACGAUUUGAUGUUUAGCGAGGGAAGUCGAAUUGAUUGGCAGAAGCAGAUCUUCCCGGCUAUUUGUCAGAUUGUGAUCAACUCGAAUAACUUCAAGGUGAGAAUCAAUGCUUCGGCUGCAUUGUCGGUGAUCAAUGUUCGGUCACACUACGGCAUAUAUUUCGUGACGGUUUGGAGUUCGCUUCUGAAGGCUUUGGAGCAAUCGGAUAACCUAGUAGACUACAAUGAGUAUAAGCAUCGAGAUAACCUCCAGGAACAGUUGUGCCUUUCAUUGUCCCAUUUCCUACGGCUAGCCUCGAAAGAGGACCUUCCGGCUAUGGCUGGUGAGCUGUUGCCCCUUUUUGAUGCCGUGCAGCAAAAUUGGGAUCGGGUCGUGAACAGAAUACUGCCGGAGAAAUCGGCCAAAUUGAUGGAAGCUCACGUUAAACUGCAAGAAAGCGCACGAAAUCCUGAAGUUAAAAGUGCCGUUCAAAUGAUUCUGAAGUGCUUCCGCAAUGAGGGACAGGGGUUGUAUGGGUUCUAGGACACAGGGAUAGGAAUUACUCGCAAGGUCACGUAUUUUAAGAAUUGUACAUUAUUUAUUAUGUUAUGCACUUUUGAAGUGACCAACUUUCACGUACGUUCCUAUUCAUUCACAUAAAUAUAUUUUUUUCGCAUAGGA
Messenger RNA from Aedes aegypti (yellow fever mosquito), 3550 nucleotides. RefSeq names its product HEAT repeat-containing protein 6. NCBI's taxonomy places the organism in Eukaryota, Metazoa, Arthropoda, Insecta, Diptera, Culicidae. The record is from RefSeq and is a predicted model, not a curated record. The coding region runs from base 62 to 3412 and encodes 1116 amino acids. Gene Ontology annotation, molecular function: nucleic acid binding; ATP binding. The transcript is spliced from 5 exons.